CCACAUCUUUCCCUCAUGGAAAACUGCAGGAGAUCUCCCCUCAAGCCCUGGAAAAAAGGACCCGCUAGGGGCAAAGGCGGCCCCCAGAAUGCCAUGUGCGAGUACCGUGGCGUUCGCCAAAGAACGUGGGGCAAGUGGGUGGCUGAGAUCAGAGAACCCAACAAGAGGACCAGACUCUGGCUCGGCUCCUUUGCCACUGCGGAAGAGGCUGCCAUGGCCUACGACGAAGCAGCAAGAAGAUUAUACGGCCCAGAGGCUUACCUCAAUCUGCCUCAUCUCAGGUCCACAUUCAACCCUUUGAACAAAUCACACAAGUUCAAGUGGUUCCCCUCGAACAAUGUGGUUUCCAUGUUUCCCAGCACUGGGCUGCUGAAUUUGAAUGCUCAGCCUAGUGUGCGUGUGAUUCACCAGAGGCUGCAAGAACUCAAGAAAACAGGGGUUCUUGGCCAGGAUUCUUCGUCUAGCUCAUCGUCUAGUGAUCCCAAAACUGACAUGCACAAUGUCAGGGAGCAACCCCAACUAGAAAUUCCUGAAGCUAAUGAAAAAGAGAGCACUGAAUUCUCAUCUGAAAAUAAAGUAAUUACCUCUGAAGAGAAGCCGCAGCUUGAUCUGAAUGAAUUCCUCCAGCAGAUGGGGGUACUGAAAAGAGAUGAUAAGCCUUCUUCUAGUCAUGAUAUGUCUAAAAGUUUCACGGAGAUAGAAUCAUUAUCAUUCAAGGAUGAUGAAGAUGGAUUUGGCAACUUGGCAGAGAAAAACUUUAACUGGGACACAUUGAGUGAAAUAGCUGGGGCAGAUAUGACUCUAGGAGCAGAAGCCAGUACCUUCAAUGCACAUGACAGCAAUGAAGAGCUGAUAUUUCCUCCAUCCAUCUGGAAUUUUUAGAAGAGUAGGGAAAUUUUUGUAAUCACAGGGGUCAAUACCAUAGGAAUAUAUCACCCUAUAAUAUAUACUAGUUAAGUCAUCCUUUUUGAUGUACUAUA
This is a messenger RNA of Sesamum indicum (sesame), 980 nucleotides long. Its product is annotated as Integrase-type DNA-binding superfamily protein. Gene Ontology annotation, cellular component: nucleus. Gene Ontology annotation, molecular function: transcription cis-regulatory region binding; DNA-binding transcription factor activity. Lineage: Eukaryota; Viridiplantae; Streptophyta; Magnoliopsida; Lamiales; Pedaliaceae. The record is from RefSeq and is a predicted model, not a curated record. Gene Ontology annotation, biological process: positive regulation of DNA-templated transcription; response to stress.